CGCACCCUGUAGCAGCUCGCCCGCCAUGAGGACCGUCUCGUUCGUCGGUCACGUGGACCUGGAGGUGCACGGCGGCGUGUCCCCGUCCGCUCUGCUGCUGGCUGACGUCGACAACGACGGCGAGAACGAGCUGACCGUCGGCACUGAGACCGGAGAUCUCUACGUCUUCAAAGGCCUGCAGACGCAGCCGCUGUGUCAUGUCUCGGAGCUGGGCAUGAUAACAGCCAUCUGCUGCGGCCCGCUGACGGCGCCCGGUCAGAAUGUGCUGGCCGUGAUCAGCGGCAACGGCUGGGUCCACGUGCUGGAGAUGGACGGCUCGAGCCUGCGGCAGCGACACUCCCAGCGCAUCCCAGCCAACGUUAAGACGGCGCUGCUGGCGGACGUGGACCUGGACCAGCAGCUGGAGCUGGUGGUGGCGCUGACAGACCGGGUCGUCCGCGUGUACCGCUGGACGGACGGCACGCUGCGUGCCAUCAGCAAGUGCGAACUCAUGCAGCAGAUCGGCACCAUCUCGCUGAACAUAGAGGGCGACGGCCGGCCGUCAGUGCUCGUCUCGCAGCCCGGCGCCGCCGUGGUGCGGCUCCGUUACCGCUCUUCGCUGGACGAGGACGGACACGAGUGCCACUCUGUGGACAUUGACGACGUUAGCCUAGCGGUGAAGACGCGUCAAAACGUGUCGUGCGAGGUGCUGGGUGGACUGAGAGAUCAGCCCGCCUCCAACACGUACGCCCUCAUCACCAUGGACGGCAGCCUCUUCUACGUCAAGGACAACGCCGUCGAGUGGUCCGUGGUACUUCAUCACCAGCUGUUCGGCCUGACCAAGAUGGACGUGACUUCGGACGGCAGUGACGAGCUGAUCGUGUCAUCGUGGGACGGCCACACGUUCAUCAUCAACCAGGAGAAGCAGUCGGUACAGUUCCUGUUCGAGGAGGCCGUCACGGCGUUUGCCGCCGGUCAGUUCGGUGCGCGCACCGGCUCCAACGUGCCAUGCAUGGUGUACGCGACAGUCGGUAAGGUGGUCGUCUAUCACAACGUGCGACUGCCGGUGAUGGUGACCGAGACGCUGACGGAUGUGGUGGCGCACGAGCACGGCUGGCCGGGGGCCGAGCGUCUGACGGCCUGUCAGCUGCAGCAGCUGUACCGCUGGUGCCUGUACGGCUUCCCGCGGCCGCAGCUGGAGGCGGCCGAGUGUGACACGCCGCAGCCGCCGCAGGACGACGCCCACCCGGAGCAGAGCGACGGCGCGGCCGGCGGCGCCAGGGGAGGCGACGCACAGAUCGAGGAGGAAGGGUGGCACAGGGCCGAGUGUGAUGCGCCCGGGCGGCGGACGAACGCGAGCGACGCCGCUUGACCCGCGCCGCACUCAUGACAUCUGACAUGACCGUGUGGCAAGUCGCUACGACGGGGUGGUGCGAGCGACACGGGGUGUCGCGUAUUAGCUGCCAGGUAAUCGCUGCCACCUGACGGAACCACCAGGUGGCGCCAACACGCCGUCGUGGCGGGGAAACGGGAGGCGACGCCCCGGAGGCGAGGCGAAUCGGAGUGCGUUCUGCGCAGCAGGUCGGACUUAUAAAACAGCCAUCAUGGCGUAACGCGAGCUGAUCUGUGUAGCAGGACGUCGUCCAGAUCAGGCGCCUAAACCCACUGACGGGGCGCGAAUCACGCGUGUAGUCGAAACCUCCAGCCGAGCGUUGAGCUAGAGCCAUUUCUAUGAGAUCCAGCAGUCGGACCAGUUUAGGAAGUCAACUAGCUGUGUUCUUCCCAGAUACGGGUCAGUCUGCAAUAUUUUGGGCGCCGUUGGAAGAUGUGCCACGAUGAACACAGUCGGUGUUGAUUCGCUGGUGAGCUUUGUUUCGCCCCUUACAGUUUUGGAUGUCGAAUGGGUGAUGAGGAUUGAAGUCAGCGUGUCAGCGAAUGCAAUGGUUCAUGCAUGGGUGAAAUAUAAAUAUGAACUGGC
This is a messenger RNA of Pollicipes pollicipes, 1957 nucleotides long. RefSeq names its product KICSTOR complex protein ITFG2-like. NCBI's taxonomy places the organism in Eukaryota, Metazoa, Arthropoda, Thecostraca, Pollicipedomorpha, Pollicipedidae. The record is from RefSeq and is a predicted model, not a curated record. Gene Ontology annotation, biological process: regulation of TOR signaling. The transcript is spliced from 7 exons. Gene Ontology annotation, cellular component: KICSTOR complex. Bases 26 to 1351 code for a protein of 441 amino acids.